AUGUCCCAGGACUUGCACAAGGUCGUCGCACAGCUCGCAAGCGGAAAUGAUUGUUCGGAGGCCGAGGCUUUCGCAGAGCUCCGGCAAUGCAAGGAGGCAUUGUCCAAGCCUUUCACGUUCCGGAGCCGCGAGGAUACGAUGGACCUACCGAGCUUGGCUCGUAGUAUCAUGGCGGAAAGGCCGAGGCUGGCAACAGAACACUUGGUGAAGCUGGUUGACGAGGUUAGUCGCGUGCUGCGCUUGCACCAGAGUGACUGUUGCACGCUCGUGGAGCGUGCUCUGUCUCUCGGCGUGGCCCUGCAAGAGGUGCCGAGGAAAUGUGCUGCCAUCUUCUACCGGGAGUGCCACUUCCAGGCCCUCUGCCUUCACGACAUGGGCCAGGGCCUGGCCCAGAACCCCCCACGGAAGUCCAGCCUGGCAUUCUUCGGCCUCCUAGGAGGCCGGCGCUGCAUUGCAUCGCUUUUUGAAGCACUGGGCUUGCUCCUGCGCGAUUUGACGGGCGAGCGGGCUGGAGAUCAGGUCUUCCUCGUCCAUGCCGGCACGAUGAUCCAGCUUCUGGUGGAGACCUUGCUGGCAUAUUUCACAACCUUUCAAGCGACGGUGGAGGAGGCGGAACAGGUCCUCUCCUUGCUGCCGCACGUGGUCACAAGCCAACAUGCUCCGAUCGGCCAGGGCUUCACGGUGUCUGACCUGGACCUGGUCUUGAGGGAGGAGCCUGGGGCGAUAGACAGAUCGAAGACGCAGGAGCACAACGAUGUGAGCAUCAAGCUUUGUCUGGUCCUGGUGUGCAUGUGCCACUCGCAGGUCUCCGGUGAUGCGAAGCUCGCCCCGGCAAAGCUGCGUGAAGACGUCCUGCCAUCGCAGAUCAGACUGCAGGACUUGGCGGCAGAGGCAGGGAGCUUGCUAUUGGGCCCGUUUGGCCAGAAGCUCCGAGCAGGCAACUACUGGAAUGAGGAAAGCCAACUCGGCCAAUUUUUAUGUUUUGCCAUCAGUGGCGUUCUGCUUGAAGAUGAUCAUGCGCUUCGUGGCGGCUACGUGCGAUGGCACUUUUUCCAUUUCCUUCUGCAUGAGGUGUUAUUGUCAGCAGUGGCUGUACCAGACACCUGCACUGGCUUGUUGGUGCUGCGCUGUGUGAGCGAACUUCUCCAGCGAGCGCUGCUUCCGGUUGGGCGACGAUGGACAGCGGUGAAGAAGCUGGAAGC
Messenger RNA from Symbiodinium necroappetens, 1202 nucleotides. The record is from the annotation of a GenBank genome assembly. Lineage: Eukaryota; Dinophyceae; Suessiales; Symbiodiniaceae.